GCCAAACCUUCCGCUGCUCAGCACAAGGCUCUUCCGGGCCGCCGUAGCUGAAGAAAAAAAAAACGGUUACCCAGCAACGAGAUAAAACAACUGGAACCAUCCGCACCAGCUUGAAGAGAAAGAAGAGGUACCAUAGGCAAUUCUUUCCAAGGAGAUGUCGAUUCCUUUCUCCAACACCCACUACCGAAUUCCACAAGGAUUUGGAAAUCUUCUUGAAGGGCUGACACGGGAGAUUCUGAGGGAGCAACCAGACAAUAUACCAGCUUUUGCCGCAGCGUAUUUUGAAAACCUUCUAGAAAAAAGAGAGAAGACCAGCUUUGAUCCAGCAGAAUGGGGGGCUAAGCUAGAGGACCGCUUCUAUAACAACCACGCAUUCAAGGACCAAGAACAAACUGAGAAAUGUGAACAAGAAAUGGCCAAGUCAUCAGGAAGAGAAGAAACACCAGUUACAGCCUUUGAGGAGUCUGCUGAGGAAGAAAGAGAAAAGGAAGAGUUCGCUGCUCUCAAAAUCCAGUCAGCCUUCCGGGGACAUGUAGCCAGAGAAGAGGUAAAGAAAAUGAAGUCAGACAAAGGCGACCAAGAGAAAGAAGAGGACAACGAGUGAGGACACUGGCUUUACCCCCAGGAAACAUGAGAAAGUCAUCAAAUCCAUCAGUGUUGCGAUUGUCAUUUUUUCUCAGUAAGGAAAUGUGAUGUUGUGGAAUAACAUUUGUUGCUGUUGUGAAAAUCUGUCAUGAGCAUUUGUUUAAUAAACAUGCCAUUGAAGCACA
Molecule: messenger RNA, 770 nt
Organism: Mesocricetus auratus (golden hamster)
Lineage: Eukaryota; Metazoa; Chordata; Mammalia; Rodentia; Cricetidae
Gene: Spa17
Product: sperm autoantigenic protein 17
Exons: 5
Coding region: 155-604 (149 amino acids)
Biological process (GO): binding of sperm to zona pellucida
Cellular component (GO): membrane
Molecular function (GO): calmodulin binding
Source: RefSeq, a predicted model, not a curated record